CCUUAACCUUUCCAUAAAUGGAACUGCUGGCCUGGAAUCCCAUUCUUCUGAAUGUCCUUCGCUCCGCCCCUGCGCUCGCCCCCGCCCGGUCGCCACGCAUGCGCCCGGGGAAGUCGCCUGUCCACAUUACCCGCCUGGCGCCGGGAGGAGGAGCUUGUGCUGCCGCUGCCACCUCCACUUCGUCCCGGCGGGCGCUUGGUCGUAGGUCCUCGCCCGGGCCCAGCCGCGCUGCGCUCCUCAUGAGCGGCGGCGGCUGAUGAGGCUUCGCCCCGAGCGGAGGUGAGGUUCAAAUUAUCAAACACAGAUUUUCUUUUCACUAUUGAAGCAUUCUGGUUGAUCAUCCCUUCAUCCCUAAGCAGUGCCUCAGUCUAACUUGAUAGUUUCAGAACCAUGGCAACAGAAGAAAAAAAACCAGAAGCAGAAGCCACAAAAACACAAUCUACACCUUCCUCAUCAACCAAUCAGAGCAAGCCUGCACCUGUAAAGCCAAAUUACGCAUUAAAGUUCACACUAGCAGGACACACUAAAGCUGUAUCUUCGGUAAAGUUUAGUCCAAAUGGAGAAUGGUUAGCAAGUUCUUCUGCAGAUAAGCUCAUUAAAAUUUGGGGAGCAUAUGAUGGAAAAUUUGAGAAAACAAUAUCUGGGCACAAACUGGGAAUUUCGGAUGUUGCCUGGUCAUCAGAUUCUAAUCUUCUUGUGUCUGCUUCUGAUGAUAAAACUCUUAAGAUAUGGGAUGUUAGUUCUGGAAAGUGUCUAAAAACACUGAAGGGUCACAGUAAUUAUGUCUUUUGCUGCAACUUCAAUCCCCAAUCCAACCUCAUCGUUUCAGGAUCUUUUGAUGAAAGCGUAAGGAUAUGGGAUGUAAAAACAGGAAAGUGCCUCAAGACAUUACCUGCUCAUUCUGACCCUGUUUCAGCUGUUCAUUUUAAUCGUGAUGGAUCCUUGAUAGUAUCAAGUAGUUAUGAUGGUCUCUGUCGAAUCUGGGAUACAGCAUCAGGUCAAUGUUUAAAAACACUUAUUGAUGAUGAUAAUCCUCCUGUGUCUUUUGUGAAAUUCUCUCCAAAUGGUAAAUACAUUCUUGCUGCAACUUUGGACAACACUCUUAAGCUAUGGGACUACAGCAAAGGGAAGUGCCUGAAGACAUACACUGGUCACAAGAAUGAGAAAUACUGCAUUUUUGCUAAUUUUUCAGUCACUGGUGGAAAGUGGAUUGUGUCUGGAUCAGAAGAUAACCUGGUUUACAUUUGGAACCUUCAGACAAAAGAGAUCGUACAGAAAUUACAAGGCCAUACAGAUGUUGUGAUUUCAACAGCUUGUCACCCUACAGAAAACAUCAUUGCAUCAGCUGCAUUAGAAAAUGACAAAACAAUUAAACUCUGGAAGAGUGACUGUUAAGCCCUUUCAAUAUCAUGUUAGAGACUGUAUCAAGAAGAAGUAGAUUCUAUGAGGCAAGAAACUAAGAUAUUUGAGAAUGGUUUCUUGGCCUAAAGGGAAAUCCCUCUUUUUCUUCCCUGGAAUGGGUAGCCUGGUGAGAAGAGGCAGCAUCUGCCUUAUUUGACAUAUGGAUCCUUUUCUUAUUUUUUUGUUUUAAGGGGAAAAAAUUUGCUUGUAUUACUAGAAGGUCCCCAAAGACUUUGGUGAUGCUUCUUGCCAACUCUCCUGAUGCUGUCAAAGGAGGAGUUUCAAUCUAUAUUGUGUAUAAAUCGAGUCAGCAAAAACCUGAAUUUUUAAUUUUUUAUUACAGAAGGAUAAAUUUCAUUUCAUCAUGAAUUUUUCCUCAACUAAAUGUUCUGUAAUUUUUUAAAAGAUAUCACCCACUUCUAACUCUGUGACCAAAUACAACCAUGUAAGUUUUGGCUUUCUGUCCCCCAGUUUCACUGACCUUGUAGUGAAAUAUCUUUUAAUCUGUAUAGUUUUACCUCUUGCUAUGUAUGUUUAAUAGAUGCUAUUAUAUCACAAGUUGUCUACUUUCCCCCCCAAAAAACCCAUUAAUUCAUGCUUGUAGAAGUUCGCAGCACAUUUUGAAGUCUUUCUGGGGAAAAACAAAACAACACUCAAAACAUUGUAAAGUUUUUCAAUGUAAAGACGAUUUUGUAUCUUUAAAGUUCAUAGUAUGGAACUGUUAAUGGCAUGACUGUAUACUUCAGCCUCAAUAUUUUCCCGUUUGUCACACUCUUGUUUACACAUCUGACAGUACCAUGUGCUGUAAUAAAAAGGUGGGAUUUUGUGUACA
Antechinus flavipes (yellow-footed antechinus) is the source of this 2233-nucleotide messenger RNA. It is a transcript of the gene WDR5, whose product is annotated as WD repeat domain 5. Gene Ontology annotation, cellular component: Set1C/COMPASS complex. Gene Ontology annotation, molecular function: histone binding. The record is from RefSeq and is a predicted model, not a curated record. Bases 391 to 1395 code for a protein of 334 amino acids. Lineage: Eukaryota; Metazoa; Chordata; Mammalia; Dasyuromorphia; Dasyuridae. The transcript has 15 exons.